Puma concolor (puma) is the source of this 2057-nucleotide messenger RNA. The record is from RefSeq and is a predicted model, not a curated record. Lineage: Eukaryota; Metazoa; Chordata; Mammalia; Carnivora; Felidae.
GGCUGAACCCUGUGACUUUUCAAGACUUCUCCAGGUCAGUUGAACAUACUGAUGGUCAAAGCGUCCUAACAGAUUCACUAUGGAGGCGGUAUAGUGAAUUUGAAUUGUUGAGAAACUACCUUUUAGUUUACUAUCCACAUAUUGUUGUGCCACCUCUACCAGAGAAAAGGGCAGAAUUUGUUUGGCAUAAACUCUCUGCUGACAACAUGGACCCGGAUUUUGUGGAAAGACGACGGAUUGGUUUAGAAAACUUUCUUUUGAGAGUUGCCUCACAUCCCAUCCUUUGUAGAGACAAAAUCUUCUAUUUGUUUUUAACACAGGAAGGUAACUGGAAGGAGACUGUGAAUGAAACUGGGUUUCAACUGAAGGCAGACUCCAGGUUAAAAGCGCUUAAUGCAACAUUCAGAGUGAAAAACCCAGACAAGAGAUUUACUGAACUAAAACACUACAGUGAUGAACUACAGUCUGUCAUCUCACAUCUUCUUCGAGUCAGAGCUAGAGUAGCAGAUCGACUCUAUGGUGUAUAUAAAGUGCAUGGGAAUUAUGGGCGAGUUUUCAGUGAGUGGAGUGCCAUAGAAAAAGAAAUGGGGGAUGGACUGCAGAGUGCUGGUCACCAUAUGGAUGUGUAUGCAUCUUCUAUUGAUGAUAUUUUAGAAGAUGAAGAACAUUAUGCAGAUCAGCUAAAGGAGUAUCUGUUUUAUGCAGAAGCACUGCGGGCUGUAUGCAGGAAACAUGAACUUAUGCAGUAUGACUUGGAGAUGGCUGCUCAGGACUUAGCAUCCAAAAAGCAGCAAUGUGAGGAACUGGCAACUGGGACUGUGAGAACAUUUUCCUUGAAGGGAAUGACUACCAAGCUCUUUGGCCAAGAAACUCCAGAGCAAAGAGAAGCCAGAAUAAAGGUGCUAGAAGAACAAAUAAAUGAAGGAGAGCAACAGCUAAAGUCUAAAAAUCUGGAAGGCCGAGAAUUUGUGAAAAAUGCUUGGGCUGAUAUUGAACGCUUCAAAGAACAAAAGAACCAUGAUUUAAAGGAAGCUCUCAUAAGUUAUGCAGUCAUGCAGAUCAGUAUGUGCAAAAAGGGAAUUCAAGUUUGGACCAAUGCUAAGGAAUGCUUUAGCAAGAUGUAAUCCUGUGAAAUGAAUUUCUCUUCAAUCAAAGUGCCCCAGAACAGAAGCACAAGUAAAUAAAAAAAAAAAUAAAGUUGCUAUCCAGUAUACACAAAAAUAUAUAUAAGUUGAGUAAAUUCAACUUGCUUUAAUUUGAUUGUAGUUGUGUUAAUAUAGCACAAAAAGGAUGUAUUUUAAUGAAUAUUAAAUAUUAUAAUUUGAGGUUUUGGGGACUGGUGCUGAUUCCAAAAUGUUAAUUUGAUAAUAUAUACCAGUAUAUUGUUUGUCAGGCUUCUGAACCAGUGACUGAAUGAAAGAUGUUAGAUAAUAUGUUUGUUUCAAUGCCAGUUGUUUCAGAUCUGUUUCUGUAGGGAAUUUUUCCCCAAGAUUGCAUUCCUGUCUUUACUUAGUAAGACCCACUAAUCUGUUAUAGGGGGUUAUUUUUUCUUGCCUUAUAGUUGAGCUGUUUGGUUUGACAAAGCUCAGCAGAAACUUAGUGUGAACUCUAAGGUUUUCUCUCACAUUCAUUGAUGCCCCCUAUAACAUUUGCAUACACUAGAAAAUGCCUUCAAUUUGUGUUUUACCAGAAUUUUGAUACUGGUCAGAAAUUUUAUACUGCCAACAAAGAAGACUCAACUUCUCAGAUAUAUAGUGGGACGCAUUGUUAUGAUCCAGGAAUUGCUAUGUAGAAAGUUUUAAUUGAAUAUGUUACAUGUAAGCACUAAAUUCUUCUCAAAUAAUUCUUAACCUCAGUGAUGAGCCUAAAUUUACUAUGCUUGGCUCUCUACACAUGGCAUUUCAGGGUACAAGAUGUAGCAUUUCAUUGUAUAAGAUACAUGUAGUGAACAUAUGUGUUAGUAUCUUCAUUAUUAACAUCCUUCUUCUCUAUUGCUUGGCUGUAAUUUUUGUAAAGAUAAAUUAUAUUGUUUGUAUGGUGUGUGUGUGUGUGUGUGU